This is a messenger RNA of Trichosurus vulpecula (common brushtail), 991 nucleotides long. It is a transcript of the gene PFDN6, whose product is annotated as prefoldin subunit 6. The record is from RefSeq and is a predicted model, not a curated record. The coding region runs from base 520 to 909 and encodes 129 amino acids. The transcript has 4 exons. Lineage: Eukaryota; Metazoa; Chordata; Mammalia; Diprotodontia; Phalangeridae. Gene Ontology annotation, biological process: protein folding; chaperone-mediated protein complex assembly. Gene Ontology annotation, cellular component: cytoplasm; prefoldin complex. Gene Ontology annotation, molecular function: protein-folding chaperone binding.
AAACAGGCGGCGACGUCGGACACCGGCGGGGGACCGCGACCUGCCGGUAAAAGAUGAGUAAUCGCCUUGAGGGAUGAAGCUGGCGAGCCAGGGAGGGCUUCGAGAAUCGGCAACAGCGCCGCCUCGUCUUUUCUGGAGGCUCGUGUUCCGCCGCCGAAUCCGUUCGAGGGACCGGGCUUUCGGGCGGCCCGGCCUCGGUGCUCGGAUGACCGGACUACAUUUCCCGGCGUGCCCCGUGCCCGGGCUGUCCUUUUUCCGCACGUCACUUGCCAUGUGCCUCUUGUUUUCCCAGCAUCCCCUAUCUACUUCCGGGUUCGGGAGCCGUGAUAGGAGAAGGUGCGGGAGCGCUGUGUGUGGCUCGGGACCUUUCUUCGGCUCUGGAGGGUUAGGGGCGCGUGUGGGGGCCGAGGCGGGCCGGAGGAGGCACGGGGCUGUGGAGAGGGCAGUGCCAGGCUGCCGGUUGUGGAGUGACGUUCUCCCACGCCUACCGGCCGCGAUCCCCAGGCCCUUCUCCACGCCAUGGCGGAGGUGAUUCAGAAAAAGCUUCAGGGGGAACUGGAGAAGUACCAGCAGCUCCAGAAGGACUUGAGUAAGUCUAUGUCGAGUCGGCAGAAGCUGGAGGCACAGCUGACAGAAAACAACAUCGUGAAGGAGGAGCUAGCGCUGUUGGAUGGAUCCAACGUGGUGUUUAAGCUGCUGGGCCCAGUGUUGGUCAAACAGGAACUGGGGGAGGCCCGAGCUACUGUGGGCAAGAGACUGGACUAUAUCACAGCAGAGAUUAAACGAUACGAAUCUCAGCUCCGAGACCUGGAGAAACAAUCUGAAAAACAACGUGAGGCCCUGGCUCAGUUGCAGCAGGAGUUCCAGCGUGCCCAGGCUGCCAAGGCAGGGUCUAUGGGAAAGGCUUGACCUCCCUGGUUGGGGAGAGAAUGAAGGAGGGAAAGACUGUGGGUUACCUGCACUGUGGCAAAUAAAAUGUGAAAACACCUGA